AUGUCAGGAAUCUUCAUGAAGUCAAAAGAUGCCGAGGUGGUGCAUAUCCGGGCUGAGAGGAGCAGAAAGCCAGAGAAUGGGACAGAAAUCGGUGCCCGAACGGGUCAUUGCAGCAAAAAUCUGCUCCCGUCCAGAGUCCCUCCCAGUAAUGAUUUUAAAGUGGGACUGAAAGUGAAGGCUUGUGACCCGAGGAAUUCCAGCUCAAUGUGUAUCGCCACGGUGAUGGGGUUAAUGGGUGUGAGUCUGCGGCUCAGACUGGAUGGCAGUGACAGCACCAAUGACUUCUGGCGACUGGUUGACUCCUCUGACAUUCAACCUAUCGGCACGUGUGAGAAGAGUGGAGACAUGUUGCAGCCACCACUAGGGUUCAGAAUGAAUGCCUCUUCAUGGCCCAUGUUCCUAUUAAAAACAUUAAGUGGGGCAGAGAUGGCUCCAGCUUCAGCCUUUAAAAAGGAGCCGCCCAAUCCUACUCAGAGCUACUUUAAACCUGGUAUGAAACUGGAAGCAGUGGACCGAAAGAAUCCUUACCUCAUCUGUCCUGCUACCAUCGGAGAGGUGAGAGGGGACAAGAUAUUCAUCAUGUUUAAUGGCUGGAGAGGAGCGUUCGAUUACUGGUGUCAGUAUGACUCCAGGGACAUCUUCCCCGUGGGCUGGUGUCAACUGACCAACCACAGUCUGCAACCUCCCGGGCCCGGCAACUGCUUCAUUUUCCCAAAGACUGUUAUUCCGGCACUGGGCCAGUCCAGUCAGUUUUGGCGCCCCAUGCAGUCCCCGUAUCACCUGCCGCACCCCCUACCCCCUCUGCCAGUGCGCAAGGGGGUACGAGGUAGGAGACCCAAGAGCCAGACCAUCGCCAUGCUAAAAGCAGCAGCCGAGGCAGCAGCAGCAGCAGCCGGCACGUCACCGAAUGGCCAAACGCAGUCCAAUGCAGCCAAGAGUCCUAUGAGCUCACCACUCACACCCAAACCAUAUAAAAAGCGAGGACCCAAACCCGGCAGCAAGAGGAAACAAAAGGUUCCUCAUUCACUUUCAAGCCCCACGUUGUCGUCCUCGGUGUCAGACGGGAGACUGUCUAGUCUGCAGACAACAAGAGACUCAGGAGUUGUGUCUACAGUUUGUGUGUAUGUGAACAAACAUGGAGACCCAGGGCCGCACCUGGACCGUAAACUGUUGUUGCAACUGCCUGAUCAUUUCGGGCCGGGUCCCGUGAACACGGUUCUCCAGCAUGCGGUCCAAGCCUGCGUGGACUGUGCGUUUCACCCCAAAGCUCUGUUCAGCUUCCUGCACUCUCAGUCUGACGGCGGGGAAAUCAUCAGAGUUCGCUCUGAAGGAGGAAUACACUACGUCAAGCUCCCCACUGCCUCCAGUGCAUCAUUCGUUCUGCGCUUUCUAGAAACUCUGUGUCACCACCUGCAUUGUGAUAACCUGUUCAGCAGCCAGCCGUUCAGUCCACUAACUACUAACACACACACGCCGUACGAAAGGAGCAAAUCAGUGAAAGAGGAGACGUCAGAGGCUUUGUCUGUAGCACGAGGUACGAGACGUUUCAACAGAGAUUCCACUACCUACACCGCUGCCCUGUCACCGAAACUACAGAGAACAGAAGCUUUGCCCUUAGACGAAACCAUCACCCAUGCUGAAAAUGGUGCCUCCACAGACCAGCAGUUCUCAGUAGAGUCAAUAGACUCAGCCUCCAAUUCGGUUGCCCCCCGGCCCCCCGCACUACGGAGCACGUCUGAGUAUCACACCCCGACCAGAAGCAGCCCGCACUACCCCCCUCAUCCCCCACCCCUCCGCAGGCUCUCCUCCAACCCCUCUGAGCUGGGACCUGCACGCGCACACAGACGAGUGGAAGGUAGGCUAUCUGCUAGCUCAACCACUGGGCCUGAUCAUCAAACAGCAGAGAAGGAUCCGACCAAAACGUCUAGUAAGAGUCCGUCAUCCUGGAGUAUAGAGGAAGUGAUGCAAUUUGUGCACGAUGCUGAUCCACAAGCACUGGGCCCACACGCAGAGCUCUUCAGGAAACACGAGAUUGAUGGCAAGGCCUUGAUGCUUUUACGGAGUGACAUGAUCAUGAAGUACAUGGGGCUGAAGCUGGGUCCUGCACUUAAACUUUGCCAUCACAUUGAGAGACUCAAACAGACAAAAUAGUAGCUGGAAUCUUCUGAGCAAAAACAGAGGAUCCACCAGAGGGCAAAAGGAAAGCACAGGUUCACUCGAUUUCAGAGUCGACAUCACAAACUUCACUCAAGAUAAAUGGAUAUUUAUUACCCGUGACACUGAUGGUCAAAGGUCCAACAUGCUGACCUACUUCACCUGUACUCCAUUCCCGCUUGUUUAAACGGUGGGGAAAAACUGAUCAGCCAAAUAUUUUUGUUUUUGUGGCAAAAACAAAUGCAAAAUUUAACAUCACCAGACUGACUUUUCAAAGCUACCUAACUUUGCAUGGACAUUGUGUACAACUAUGUACAAGAAUGUUCACUGGCUCUCAUCUAGAAACAAAUUCAGUGUAAAACUGCAGCUACAGACCUCAGUACCUCAGCGAUACAAUGCUCUGCAUAUACAGACAAUGGUAGAGAAAGCUGAAUCCCAAAGGAUUUCAUUGUGUUAUGUAUUGUUUCUGGUACUGUAUACAUGCACAGAUAGCUUGACAAAUGUUCACUUCCACUGUAUUUUACCCUCCGUUUAAGUCUGAUUAAGAUCCAUUUGAAAUACACUUUGGACAUUGACUAUGAAGGGUUUUGGUGCCGGUUAAUUAUUUCACCAUUUGGCAUAGUGUUUAAUUAGUUAUUUAAUUUUUUUCCUGUGACAUUGGAAUGGAAACACACAAUCGUAUUUCAAAAUGUCCUGCUGUUUCAUAAAGUAACUGAGAAAAAAUAAAAAUGUUUUUAAGUGAUGUAAACCAAAAAUGGUUUUGUUAUGGUCCACAAAAGGCACCAGUUUUAAAAGCACAAACUUUUAGUUCUGACUGUUAGUGAAAACGCCAUGACUAUUGCUGUUUAACUCAAGAUAAUUACUCAGGACACUUGUACAAUAAGUUUUCAUUUAUAUCAUAUUUUGUAAAAACAGUCAUCAUGUCUUUUCCCUCUAAAAACUGACUAUAUUAAUGACCACACCAGCACUUCAGGUGACACCCAUGAAGUGGACAUAGUGUCACAUGAUCCUGAAAUUCAGAGGUUUAUCUGCAUGGUGAAUGAUGAUGAUGUACGGAGCAAUCCCAUGUUUUUUUUUAAUGCGUGUAUCAUACGAAUGUGUAUUUAGUUCAGUAUUCUAUCCUUCAGUGCAUUUUUUUUAAUUCUUAUUUAAUAGGUAGAAACUGCUUUUUUUUAGCACAUUGUGUCUGUUUAUAUCUUUUAUAAUGGAUUUUGUGACUUGGGGGAUGGAGCAUUUUUGUUAUGAUACACAUUUAUAUACAUAAUUUUUUAGCUCCU
This is a messenger RNA of Sinocyclocheilus grahami, 3431 nucleotides long. RefSeq names its product polycomb protein SCMH1-like. Gene Ontology annotation, molecular function: chromatin binding; histone binding. The record is from RefSeq and is a predicted model, not a curated record. The transcript has 12 exons. Gene Ontology annotation, biological process: negative regulation of DNA-templated transcription. Lineage: Eukaryota; Metazoa; Chordata; Actinopteri; Cypriniformes; Cyprinidae. The coding region runs from base 1 to 2151 and encodes 716 amino acids. Gene Ontology annotation, cellular component: nucleus.